Messenger RNA from Bombus impatiens (common eastern bumble bee), 1489 nucleotides. It is a transcript of the gene gt, whose product is annotated as transcription factor VBP. Bases 524 to 1450 code for a protein of 308 amino acids. Gene Ontology annotation, molecular function: RNA polymerase II cis-regulatory region sequence-specific DNA binding; DNA-binding transcription factor activity, RNA polymerase II-specific. Gene Ontology annotation, biological process: regulation of transcription by RNA polymerase II. NCBI's taxonomy places the organism in Eukaryota, Metazoa, Arthropoda, Insecta, Hymenoptera, Apidae. The record is from RefSeq and is a predicted model, not a curated record. Gene Ontology annotation, cellular component: nucleus. The transcript is spliced from 2 exons.
UCCAAUUACUAUAAAAAUUCCCUUGUAAGAUCCUUUUAUUACAAGAUAUACUAUAUAAGCCCAACAAAAUACAUAUACAAUCAAUUACUCGAUCAUAGAUAACCCAACUCAUUUUCUUACGUACGCGAUUACGUAGUCGUAAUCAUGUGAACGUGUCGUCCUAUAAACAUUUCGGGAUUAGGUAGUGGCGAACGCGUGCCAGUCAGACCCUAGCAUUGUGGUCACCAGGAUUGUCGUUCCCUACCAUUUUCUAAGGGAUUCUCUCCUACCCCAAGUUCUUACAAGGGUUGGGCACUAUAUAAGCGAAACUGCACCCCCUCUCGUUCUAUACGGUUUUGAAGAACCGUCGUGUGAACACAUUUUACCAAAAAAUCGAUUCUCGAAAUUCGUUAAAAAACUAUUUUAGUUUCGAAUAAUUACUGCGAGAAAAUCUUCAAGAAAACGUGCACGAUUUGGAACUACGAUAGAGUGAUAUUGUUGUGAUACAUCAGUGACCGGUGCGUGACCUCGGAUUAACUAUUAAAUGAUGAUAAACUGCAGAAUGAAUCCCUUUUUCCAAACGGUGGUGGAUAAUGUACAAGCAAAAGAAUGCACUUCUAACGAAGAUACUAGCAUGCAAUUUUCUGACUCGAUACUAGACUUGUCUUUUAAGAAAGCAACAAUCUCGAAGGAGUCAGAAAAUUUCAGUUUACAUUCAAACUCACUCGAAACAAACACAACGCAACAAGAUCAAGUUGAGCGUUCUUCAAACACUGAAAGGAGUUCUUUGGAGGUUCGAAAAUUUAUAAUAACGCCACCUUCCGAAUGUGAAUCAUCGAAAAAAAUUGAACACGAGCCAGCUCACAAUUUUACGGACGCGCCAUUGCAAAAUGGUGGUUUUUCCACUUCGCCAAUGGACAUUUCGAUUCCAUUCAUUCCUACUAUAUUGUCAACAUUAUUGAAUCCAAAUAAUGAAACUAUUAAUUCAAAGCAAUUUUUUAGCCCCCCCACCACGUUGAUUGCAGAUUCUAACAAAAAUUCGUUAUACAAUUUGCCUAUAGAUAUUGCAAAAAAUACAAGACCGUUUAAGGCUUAUCCAAAAGAUCCAUUAUCGCUCACUAUAGGAGGAACCGAAUUAGUGUACGAUCUAGAAUCCAGCGAAGCUUAUUCGGAGUUUCGAAAGCGAAUGCUGGAAACGAUGAAACAAUCGAACGAAGGCAUGAUAACAAAGAUGAGAAAAGUCACGAAAAGUCCUGUGCCAACGAGCACUGCUGAUGAGAAAGAUGCAGCUUAUAGAGAAAGAAGAAGAAAGAAUAACGAAGCCGCAAAACGCUCUAGGGACGCACGAAGAGCCAAGGAAGAUGAGAUUGCUAUCAGGGCAGCUUUUUUAGAACACGAAAAUAAGAGACUUAAAUAUGAACUUUCAGUACUUAAAAACGAAACAGCCAAGUUAAUGGCUUAUUUGAGCUAGGCUACUUUUAUAUUAAUCGUCGGUAAUAAAAAAAAAAAA